Molecule: messenger RNA, 1382 nt
Organism: Mycetomoellerius zeteki
Lineage: Eukaryota; Metazoa; Arthropoda; Insecta; Hymenoptera; Formicidae
Product: annexin B9
Exons: 7
Coding region: 179-1153 (324 amino acids)
Biological process (GO): endosome transport via multivesicular body sorting pathway
Cellular component (GO): vesicle membrane; nucleus; plasma membrane
Molecular function (GO): calcium-dependent phospholipid binding; calcium ion binding; phosphatidylserine binding
Source: RefSeq, a predicted model, not a curated record
ACGCUCACAGUAGUGCUCACAGUGCUCGCACAGCUCGGAUCGGUUGUGUCUGUCUCUGCGCGUCCGAAUACUCCGAGUUUUUCCACCGACAGGAGCUAGAGACCGGUAUACAUAAUCUAGCUACAGGUAGCCUGGGAAAAAAACCUGCUGACCGUUACGGGAAAAGAAAGAAGCCAAGAUGUCGCAGCAACAAUAUUAUCCGUUCAAGUGCACUCCAACUGUGUAUCCCGCUGAACCGUUCGAUCCAAACGCGGACGCUACUAUCUUGCGUAAAGCGAUGAAGGGAUUCGGCACGGAUGAAAAGGCGAUCAUCGACGUGCUUACAAAGAGAGGCAUUGUACAGAGACUGGAGAUUGCGGAGACUUUCAAGACCAUGUACGGAAAGGAUUUGAUCAACGAUUUAAAAAGCGAGCUAACUGGGAAACUGGAGGAUGUCAUCGUUGCCCUUAUGACCCCACUGCCACAUUAUUAUGCCAAGGAGCUGCACGACGCGAUCAGCGGUAUGGGUACCGAUGAGGAGGCGAUUGUCGAGAUUCUAUGUACUCUCAGCAAUUAUGGUGUCCGUACGAUCGCCACAUUUUAUGAAAAUUUAUAUGGCAAACCGCUUGAGAAUGAUCUGAAGGACGAUACGUCGGGCCAUUUCAAGAGAUUGCUGGUAUCCCUCGUGCAGGGAAACAGAGACGAAAAUCAGGGAAUCGAUCAUGCCCAAGCAAUUGCCGAUGCCCAAGCAUUAUACGAAGCUGGUGAAAAACAGUGGGGAACAGACGAAUCUCAAUUCAAUGCGAUCUUGGUAUCUCGCAGCUAUCAGCAGCUGCGACAAACAUUUAUCGAGUACGAGAAAAUAUCUGGGCAUGACAUAGAGGUUGCCAUAAAGAAGGAAUUUUCUGGCAGCAUCGAGAAAGGCUUGCUUGGAAUAGUGAAAUGCGUGAAGUCAAAAGUUGGAUUUUUCGCUGAACGUCUAUACGCCAGUAUGCACGGCAUAGGUACAAAAGAUCGAACACUAAUCCGUAUCAUUGUGUCUCGAAGUGAAAUCGACUUGGGAGAUAUUAAAAAGGCAUUUGAAGAACGCUACGGAAAGUCACUGGAGAGCUGGAUAGCUGGAGACACAUCGGGAGAUUACAAGAAGGCUCUUCUCUCCCUGGUUUCCACAUAAUUUUGAUAAAGUUAUUAAAGGUCCAAGGUACACAUUUGCCUAUUGAUGCAUAAUCUAUAAAAAAACAAUUUUAUAUAUGCCUGCACGGAUUCCAGCUUAAUAUAUUGCUUACUAUAAUGAGAAAUUUAAAAAAGUACCUUGCUGCAUUUUUAAAUAUUAUUUUUGUAAUACUUUUUUGAAAUCUUUACUGUAUUAUGUAGUAGGCCAGUAAAAUUUCUCGACGCUCUGC